This is a messenger RNA of Clupea harengus (Atlantic herring), 580 nucleotides long. Its product is annotated as beta-1,4 N-acetylgalactosaminyltransferase 2-like. Lineage: Eukaryota; Metazoa; Chordata; Actinopteri; Clupeiformes; Clupeidae. The record is from RefSeq and is a predicted model, not a curated record.
AUGCUCAGUAUUGCCACCACCAGUGUGCACAACCUUAAUGAGCUUCUGGCACAGGUGACCUACUCCAGCGUGGUGUACCUCUUAGAAACAGGAGAUCUGGAUUUUAACUUUGAGGACUAUGAGGUCGUCUUACCAGUCACAAUCAAGAGGCCUGUGCUUCCUGUUUUAUAUGAUCUGGGUGAAGACAAUAAUUCUCAAGUGACCUUCGUCACUGAGACGUUCUUAGGAUACAGAGAGCUGAGGUUGUUGAUCAAAACCAUCAAGGUAAGAUACCCAGACAUCCGAAUCAUUGUUGCAGAUGACGGCCAGAGGACAGAAUGGGUGGGGGGUCGCAACGUUGACCAGUACAUCAUGCCCCCAGCUAAGGGCUGGUUACUGCCCGUCUCUCAGGUCACAGCCAAGUACUUCCUGUGGGUGGACGACGACUUUUACUUCAUAACCAGCAUAGAGAAGUUUGUGGAGAUCAUUGAGUCUGUGCCAGAGCUGGAUGUGGUGAGUUUUUAAUAAAUGAUCACUGAAGACUGGUCACAGGUCAGAGCCAGAGAACUAAUCAACCAGCUAGUCAUUCAGGGCUCAAUCA